Messenger RNA from Cornus florida, 966 nucleotides. RefSeq lists its product as uncharacterized. Lineage: Eukaryota; Viridiplantae; Streptophyta; Magnoliopsida; Cornales; Cornaceae. The coding region runs from base 98 to 571 and encodes 157 amino acids. The record is from RefSeq and is a predicted model, not a curated record. The transcript is spliced from 5 exons.
UUGUUGACUCUAUUAAGACCACCACCAACAACACCAAGUAAUCUCUCAUUUUCACUUCUAGUGUUCGGAGGCGAAGAGUUCCGCUAUUCUCUCUCUAAUGGGUUUCUUUUCCUUCCUCGGAAGGGUCCUCUUCGCCUCUCUCUUCAUCCUUUCUGCUUGGCAAAUGUUCAAUGAAUUUGGUGUAGAUGGUGGACCUGCAGCAAAGGAAUUGGCUCCCAAACUAGUAGUUCCCCAGAAGUUUCUGGAUUCUAAAUUGGGAGAAGGGGUCCUAAAAAUUGACGUUAAGCAUUUUGUUGGCGCCUCCAUUUUUCUAAAAGGGCUUGGUGGCUUUCUAUUUGUAUUUGGCAGCACCUUUGGUGCUUACCUACUGCUGUACCAUUUGGCAUACGCCACCCCACUUUUGUACGACUUCUACAAUUAUGACCUUGGAGAUCCAGAAUUUUUUGUACUCCUACAGGAAUUUCUGCAGUGCGUGGCACUUUUUGGCGCGCUGAUUUUCUUCCUAGGGAUGAAGAACUCAAUUCCAAGGAAACAGCUCAAAAAGAAGACCCCAAAAACAAAGACAGGCUAGAAAUAUCAAAGAACAAAUAGCUGGAAAUUUGGUUGGCCUGGAGGUGUUCAAAUUUGAGGUUGUGGAGUGGCUUCUCUGCGGCUCUGUUUUACAUCAUCGACCUUUUCUUUUUAAACUAGUUUGUCCAAUAUUUGAUGCUGUAAACUCUCUUCUCUUCUCUUCUCCUCUUUUUUGGAUUUCAAACAUAACAGGUUCGUCGCAAGCCCUUGUUCCAGGAGAGAGGUAUUGUCACUUCAAAAGAACACGUGUGAAAUUUAUUUCUUUUUUCUUUGUGCUAUUGCAAAAUGACUUUCUGCAAAAAGUUUAGGAUUCUUGUUACAACUAGUUGAGUUUGAAUUAAGAAAGACAAAACGGGCACUUUUACAUGAAAGUGGUAUCAUUCAUAGUGUUUACAA